Messenger RNA from Spea bombifrons (plains spadefoot toad), 1327 nucleotides. It is a transcript of the gene TSPAN12, whose product is annotated as tetraspanin 12. Gene Ontology annotation, cellular component: membrane. NCBI's taxonomy places the organism in Eukaryota, Metazoa, Chordata, Amphibia, Anura, Pelobatidae. The transcript has 8 exons. Bases 254 to 1165 code for a protein of 303 amino acids. The record is from RefSeq and is a predicted model, not a curated record.
GCAGAGCAGCUGAGCUCUCUGCUACACACAGGGGGAUCUGCAACAGGAAGAGCAGAGCUGGGACCCUCCGCUACACAUACUGGAAAUGAAAUGUGCCUGUUAACACUCGCAGAAUCACAUAGCAGUAUCUGGCAAUGUCCAAACCGAUCUCCUUCUUGAGCCAUGACUACAACAUAAAUGCUCUGAGACUGCUGUAGUCCCAAAAGAGGAUGAAGCGGUGAAAGGAUGGGCCAUUCUUCUGCGAGAUUGCACAAUGGCCAGAGAGGACUCAGUGAAGUGCCUACGAUGCCUGCUCUACGCCCUCAAUUUGCUGUUCUGGCUGAUGUCGAUAUGUGUUUUGGGAGUUUCUGCGUGGAUGAGAGACUACAUAAAUAAUGUGCUUACACUAACUGCAGAAACAAGGGUGGAAGAGGCCAUUGUAGUGACUUAUUUCCCUGUGUUCCAUCCGGUGAUGAUUGCUGUCUGUUGUUUUCUGAUCAUCGUGGGAAUGAUUGGCUACUGUGGAGCUGUGAAAAGCAACCUGCUUCUUCUGGCAUGGUAUUUCGGGAGCUUGUUGGUCAUUUUCUGCAUUGAGCUGGCGUGUGGUGUCUGGACGUAUGAGCAGGAAAUUUCGGCUCAAGUUCAGUGGUCAGACAUGGUCAGUUUGAAGGCUAGAAUGCCAAACUAUGGGUUUCCCAGAUACCACUGGCUAACUAAUGCUUGGAAUUUUUUCCAGAGAGAGUUCAAGUGCUGUGGAGUGGUAUAUCUAACAGACUGGCUGGAGAUGACAGAGAUGGACUGGCCACCGGAUUCGUGCUGUGUUAAAGAGUUCCCAGGCUGCUCUAGACAAGCACAUCACGGAGAUCUAAGUGAUCUUUAUCAGGAGGGAUGUGGAAGAAAAAUGUACAGCUUCCUGAGAGGAACCAAACAGUUGCAAGUUCUGAGAUUUCUAGGGAUUUCCAUUGGCGUUACACAAAUCCUGGCAAUGAUCCUCACCGUCACCUUGUUGUGGGCACUGUAUUAUGAUAGGAAGUGCCCUACCAAAGAAGUAAUACCAUUGAAUAAUGACACUGCUCACUACAACGGCCAUACAGCGGAGCCACUGAAACCAGACCUCUCACGGACUUGUGAUCAAAGAACUACAGUCAAUGGGUCUGGCACCUAUUUUGAAAUGGGGGAAUUGUAAAUGGUUCUAACAGAAGUGUUUCCUAAAUAGUGAGAAUUUCCUGCACUCCUGGAAAAAGGGAUAAUAUAAAUACAUUGCUCAUCUUUCUAGAUCACCAAAGGUUAAGUAUGGUAGAGUAAUAGUAUUAUAAUUUUAGUGCAAGUGCACUGGUUUCCAUUACAU